Messenger RNA from Serpula lacrymans var. lacrymans S7.9, 1215 nucleotides. RefSeq lists its product as uncharacterized. The transcript is spliced from 3 exons. Lineage: Eukaryota; Fungi; Basidiomycota; Agaricomycetes; Boletales; Serpulaceae. The record is from RefSeq and is a predicted model, not a curated record. Gene Ontology annotation, cellular component: signal recognition particle, endoplasmic reticulum targeting. Gene Ontology annotation, molecular function: 7S RNA binding. Bases 128 to 1060 code for a protein of 310 amino acids. Gene Ontology annotation, biological process: SRP-dependent cotranslational protein targeting to membrane, signal sequence recognition; SRP-dependent cotranslational protein targeting to membrane.
UCAUCCUGUGCAAGUCUGUCAAGCAAAGUGCCAAUCACGCAAAAACCACUUGGAAGAUCGCAAAAAGCCCGAUACCCAGUGUAUUCGCAGUUAUAAAGCUAAAGAAAGGCCAAAGGAAAGUUCAAACAUGUCUCGCAAAGCAGCCAUAGUCGAAGAGUUUGACGACGAUACCGACCUUGCGCUCCCAUCGCGACCUCUGCCCAAUACUGGCACGCGGGGACCUCUGCUCGAGGAGAUCGAUUAUGCAGACGAUGGAGAUGAUGAUGACGAAGACGAAGAUUCGGACGAGGCUCCUUUUUUGAGGGGCCCAACGGCGGGGCCUGCAUCGCCAUCUCGACCAGCAGCUUCAUCAGACGGUAUGCCGUCAAAUACUGUAACAGAUAUCACUCCAUACAAGAAAUGGACGUGUAUCUAUCCGAUCUACAUCGACGCUAAACGGUCGUAUGGGACAGGCGAGCGCCGAAUCCCGCGAGAGAAGAGCGUGUGGUGGCCGUUGAGCAAGGAUAUUGCAGACGCGAGUGUUAGGCUGGGCCUUAGAUCUCUGCACGAGGUGAAUAAAGCACAUCCGCGCGACUGGGAGAAUCCUGGGCGUGUUCGCGUACAAUGGAAGAAGGAUGGACGACUCUUGAACGGUGCUAUCAAAUCCAAAAAGCAGCUUUUGGAGAUGAUAUCGUUCCAAAUUCAGCGGAUCAAACCUGAUAGUAUCCCGAUACCACCAUACACGACAGCAUCAUCUCGCGUCACGACGCCUACCCCGGCCAAGACUGUACCAUCGAUUUCGAAAGGCAAGCAGCCUGCAUCGAAAUCCAAGGCCGGUAUUCCUGCUGCACCACUGCAAAAGUUCGGUGGAGGGCGCAAGAUGCCUGUGCCGCCUGAGCCGCACCCUCCGCUUGCGAGUCGUGUCUCGCCGUACUCACCUGCGCUGCCAUCGGGCGUACUGAUAGAAGCGGUCAAGGCGGGAAUGAAUGCUCAGGAGUCUGGUGGUGGUGGUGCAGCACCUGGAGGGCCAGCUGGAGGUGUACAGAAAGGCAAGCGGAAGGUCUUACGUGUGAGAGGAUGAUUUAUUUACUGGGACCGUACAUCGAGAAAGUAAAGCUUUGUGAUGGCUAUAAUUGAUCUUGGGGAUGCAAGGCAAGAUAGGCCAAAGCACAAACAAAGUAGAACGUAAAAUAUGUAUUGCAAUUGAAUAGAAUUUCUUACACCGCGGUGAUGGUA